AUUAGCGACGGGCGGUUAAUGGAAGCUGCUAAAAUCCAAAUCCCACAUUUUAAGAUUUAGAGUAAAAAUCUGCUCAGAGACAUGGAGGAGCAGCCGCUCAGAGUUUUGGCGUGUGGGGACGUUGAAGGCCGUCUGAAUGCUUUGUUCAACCGAGUCCAGGCCAUCCAGAAGAAGACUGGGCAGUUUGAUCUGCUGCUGUGUGUUGGAGAAUUUUUUGGAACAACGCCGGAAGCUGAAGCCGAGUGGCAGCUGUACAAAACCGGAGCCAAGAAAGCUCCCAUCCACACUUACAUCCUCGGAGCAGCAAGCCAGGAAACGGUAAAGAAUUUCCCAAAUGCCGAUGGCUGUGAGCUUGCUGAAAACAUCACAUAUCUCGGCCGGCGUGGUGUGUUUACUGGCGUGUCAGGACUGCAGAUCGCCUAUGUCAGCGGUCAGGAAGCCCGGCAGGAACCGGCGCCGGCUCAUUGCUUCACCUCCAAAGAUCUGGUGGCCCUCAUGACUCCUCUGACCAGCAGCUCCAAAUUUAAAGGUGUUGACAUCCUGCUGACAUCGCAGUGGCCCCGAGGAGUGUGGCACUACGCAAACAACCCGGAAGUGAACACAAAACUUUGUGGAAGCAACUCGAUAGCCAGCCUCACAGACAAACUGAAGCCACGAUACCACUUUGCAGCACUAGAGGGCGCUCACUAUGAAAGACUCCCAUACAGGAAUCACAUUGUUCUUCAAGAAAAUGCUCAACACGUCAGCCGCUUCAUCGCUCUGGCGGCCGUCAACAACCCCACCAAGAAGAAGUAUCUGUACGCCUUCAACAUAAUCCCCAUGAAGACCAUGGACCCCGCAGAGCUUGUGAAGCAACCGCAAGACGUCACGGAAAACCCAUACAGAUGCCCCACGAAAGACAAGAUGGACACACAAAAGACGGCCUUCAGCGCCACAGAGGAGGAGGAGCCAGCCAAUCAGUACUUCUUCGACCUGAGCAAGAAGCAGGGUGGAGGCUUUCGGGGCCAUGGCAGGAAGAGGCACUCUGAUGGAGAUGGGCGAGGGCGAGACCAGCAGCAUCAUCAGUGGCAGCCCAAGCAGCCCCGCCGGCACCCUCAGCCCUCGGGUCCAUGCUGGUUCUGUCUGGCCAGCCCUCAGGUGGAGAAACACCUCGUCAUCAGCAUAGGAACACACUGUUACCUCGCGCUGGCCAAAGGCGGUUUGACUCCUCGCCAUGUGCUGAUCCUCCCCAUCGGACACUACCAGUCGGUGGUGGACCUGAGCUCGGAGGUGGUGGAGGAGAUGGAGAAGUACAAGUCAGCCCUGAGGAAGUUCUACAAGAGCAAAGGAGAGCGCUGUGUGCUGUUUGAGAGGAGCUACAGGAGCCAGCAUCUGCAGCUGCAGGUUGUGCCGGUGCCGUUGAACCGCUGUGCCACAGAGGACAUCAAGGAGGCGUUCAUGGUCCAGGCUCAGGAGCAACAGAUGGAGAUGAUGGAGAUUCCUGAACACACUGACCUCAAGCAGAUUGCUCCUCCAGGGACUCCAUAUUUCUAUGUAGAGUUGGACUCGGGGGACAAGCUCUUCUACCGCAUUCAAAAACAUUUUCCUCUGCAGUUUGGAAGGGAGGUUCUGGCCAGUGAGGCGGUGCUAAACAUCCCGACUCGAGCCGACUGGAAAGAGUGUAAACAAAGCAAAGAGGAGGAGGAGGAGAGCUGCAAACAGCUGAGAGAUGACUUCCAGCCAUAUGACUUCACCUGGGAUGAAUAAUUUACACACACACACACACACACACACACACACACACACACACACACCUGUACUUGUACAGUUAGCUUUGUGGGGACCAUGGAUGAUGCAAUGCAUUGUGAGGACAGUUGUUGGUAUAAUGCAUUCCUCUUCGUCUAUCCUGAACAUGAAAAUUGAGUCAAACAGCAUUUUUAAUACAAUGUCUUCUUGCUUUUGUUUCUACUUUUUUAUGACAUAUUCACUGUCAUCUUAACUAUAUCAAUCCACUGUUUCGGGUGGAAUAAGAUUGCAUAGAGUUAAAAGUUUAACUUGGUACGGAGACUGGAUACUAAUUAACAUCUCAUUUGUACCAUGUGUUAGCAUUAGAGUUGAUUUUGUUACCUUUGGAUAGAGCUGUGACCAGUCUUUAUGCUAAGCUAACUGGGUUCAAUUCUCUGGUGUAAUGCUCAGUAAAAAUUUGCAUCAUAUCUCAAACAAUUUUUUUUAAAAUAAGAUUUUGUUUUACAAAGCAUGCGUAUUUCUUUUUAAUAGUCACAGUGAGGAAAUGGGAGUAUAACUGUAAACCUCACUGCUGGGCUGUCUGUUUUUAUUUUUGUUUGGGAAAAAAAUUAAAACAAAAGAAAUUAUGAUUUCUAGCGUUUAAAAUGUGAAUAGUAACCCUUUUGUUGCCACCUUUUUAAUCAACACGCGUGUUAUGGUUUUCGAAAACAGUCUGUAGUGUAGUUUGGGGUUUUUUCCCCCCUGCUAGAAAAAAAAAAAAAAACUUGACAAAAGAGCAGAAAUCUUGAGAUUGAUGAAAUAUUUAAAAUUCUGAACCUGCUCAGAAAUAUUUUCUUAUUUCUACCACACGUAUGGGUAAAGUUACUUUUAAUGCCUCAUUUGUUUUGUAAAUAAAAUCAAAUUUAAAACUUAA
Neolamprologus brichardi is the source of this 2638-nucleotide messenger RNA. It is a transcript of the gene cwf19l1, whose product is annotated as CWF19 like cell cycle control factor 1. Gene Ontology annotation, biological process: mRNA splicing, via spliceosome. Gene Ontology annotation, molecular function: RNA lariat debranching enzyme activator activity. The record is from RefSeq and is a predicted model, not a curated record. Gene Ontology annotation, cellular component: post-mRNA release spliceosomal complex. NCBI's taxonomy places the organism in Eukaryota, Metazoa, Chordata, Actinopteri, Cichliformes, Cichlidae.